Messenger RNA from Frankliniella occidentalis (western flower thrips), 1824 nucleotides. RefSeq names its product UBX domain-containing protein 4. Bases 142 to 1494 code for a protein of 450 amino acids. The record is from RefSeq and is a predicted model, not a curated record. NCBI's taxonomy places the organism in Eukaryota, Metazoa, Arthropoda, Insecta, Thysanoptera, Thripidae. Gene Ontology annotation, molecular function: protein binding. The transcript has 9 exons.
AACUGUCACUGCCAGCAGUCAGCAAAAACACUGUGUUCUGACUACGUUCUGACGUUGUCUACUUUGCCUGAUUUCUGUAUUUAAAUUUACUCAUUUCUUUGUCUGUUUGCUCUUGUGAGCACCUUAUAACUAGAAAUCAAAAUGCGUUGGUUCGAAGGAGAUAUUGUUCAAGCAGUAACUCAGUCACGAGCACGAAAUGCAGUGUUUGUUGUGUUUGUUGAGGGUGAAAACGAGACUUCAGAAAAGAUAUCAGAGGCAAUUAAUGAUGUUGCUGUAUCUACAAAGUUAGAAGGAUCAAAUUUUGUAUCAAUCCACUUCAAGAGUGGAUCACAGACCUUCAAUCAAUUUUCACAAAUCUAUCGUGACCCACCUGUUCCUUCACUUUAUUUCAUUGGCCGGAAUGGUUCCCCAAUUGAAAUUGUAACUGAAAUAGGUAAUGCUAAGGAUCUUAUUGAUAAAAUUGAAAACAUUGAAAACAUUCAUCUGGGGAAGACUCCAGUAAAUCCAACACCAUCAGCACCUGCAUCAGCCCCAACAAAUGACGGUGUUGCAAAGGAAUCAGAGCCAAGUACAUCCACAGUUCCUUUAGAUGAUCGAGUAGAGCGGGCUAAGGAGCUACUAGAGGAAAAGAGAAACAAAAAGAAGCAACAGGAAGAAGAAGAGGCUCGCCAAAAGGAGAUGCAACGUCGAAAAGAGGGUCAAAAUGUCCAGGAACUCAAACGCUGGCAGCAAGAGCAAGAGUUAAAACAACUCAAAGAAGAAAGACUGAAAGAGAAAAAAAUGGAACAAGAAGCCAGACAACGAGUACUGGAUCAGAUAGCUCAAGACAGAGCCGACCGAAAUGCCCGGAAUGCCUCAUCAGCAUCUUCUCCUUCAGUUGCUCAACAAGGAAUCAGUGCCCCCACAUCAGCAGCAAGGAACAGUAAUGAGGCCCGCCUACAAUUUAGGCUGCCAGAUGGAUCAACCUAUUCUAAUAGAUUUGAUGCUGAUGCUACCCUUGGUGAAGUACGACAGUACAUACUUACUAAUGUAACUCUUCCCUUUAGAGAUUUUUCUUUAGCUACUAUGUUUCCUCGUCGUGAGUUCUUUACCCAAGAUAACACUUCAACUCUACGUGAUCUUGAGCUUGUACCAUCUUCAGUAAUGCUUAUUCUUCCGGCUGGUGGUAGAGUUGUGGCAAGUCAGAACAACACUGGAUUAAUUGGGUUGGCUCAAACCCUCUUAAUGUUCUUAACAUACCCAGUUACGCGCUUGUUCACAUUCAUUCGCCAAAUCUUUUCUGGACCGCCAUCAAAUGGGGGAAACACCACUUCAGCUGCACCUACACAAUCUCAAAGACAAGGAAGCAACCAACAAGACAAAAGACCACAACGGCGGAGUGGAGGAGCAUACCGUAGAUCUGGUAACAGUAAUGUGCACCGUUUACAUCAAAAUCAGUCAUCAUCAGAUGAUGAAAAUAAUACAUGGAAUGGAAACUCAACACAGCAAAUGUAAAGGGACAUUUGUGUCUCAAUGUACAUUUGACAGUCAUCCAGUAUUUCAUCCAGCUGUGAGAAAGGAAUAUUCAAUAAUGUAUAGAAAUAUUUUCUCUUUGUUUGAUUUUUAAAAAUGUUUCUUCAAGUUAAAAAAUACUGUAUUUGUGUAAAUGGUGUUAAGUUUCUAUGUGAGAUAUGACAUUGUGACAGGGAAGUUCAGUUCUGUUUCGAUAUCUUCAUUAUGUUUGUGGUUUGCCUGACAUGUUCUGAGAAGUUCUCUUUUACAGAGGGUCUGUGAUUUUACACAUUUAAACAUCUGUUUGAGGAAUUAAAGUCAUUACCAUUGAAA